AUGUCCUCCUCCACCACCACCACCACCACCACCACCAUUCCAAUCCCCCCCUUCUCCUCCCUCCCCCUCGACAAAUCCGGCCCCCACCACAACGCCUGGGGCCUCUACGACCCAACCGACCAACUCGGCACCCUAAACCGCCUCACCGACGCCGUCGUCGCGCGCGCCGCCUCCGAAAUCCGCACCGGCACGCGCAUAAACCUCGACUGGCCCAUCGCCUGCCCUUCUUCGGCCGGCAAAAGUAGUUCCCAGUGGGAUGGGGUGCGGCAUUUUGGGUAUCAGAAGGAGGGGGUGUUGUAUAAUGGUGUGACGAUGGAUGAGAUCCACGGCCGGAACGGGGUCGAGAAGACGGAUAACCUAGGAAUCGGCGCGUGGGCGGAGAAAGGCAUUGUAGGACGCGGAAUCCUACUAGAUUAUCACACCUGUCGCCGCCUCCCAAAAACACCCCCAAUCCACCACGGCGACAUCAUCCUCCUCCUCCUCCUCCUCCGCACCGGCUACCUCCACGCCUACUCGCUCCUCUCCCGCCCCUCUCUCGAGUCUCUCCGCUCGGAAUCACUCCUGUGUUUCACAGGCGUCGAGCAAUCCGAAGACAUGAUGGCGUUCAUGUGGGAGAAUUUCUCAGCGUGUCCGACGCAGGAGGAGUAUCAUUUGCAUGAGGUCAUGUUGGCGGGGCGGGGGAUGCCGAUUGGGGAGCUUUUUGAUUUGGAGAAGUUGGCAGCGGAGAAGGUGAAUUAUGUGCCUGGGGGUGUGGCGAGUCCGCCGAAUGUUGUUGCGAUUUUUUGA
Fulvia fulva is the source of this 786-nucleotide messenger RNA. RefSeq lists its product as uncharacterized. The coding region runs from base 1 to 786 and encodes 261 amino acids. Gene Ontology annotation, molecular function: arylformamidase activity. The record is from RefSeq and is a predicted model, not a curated record. The transcript is spliced from 5 exons. Lineage: Eukaryota; Fungi; Ascomycota; Dothideomycetes; Mycosphaerellales; Mycosphaerellaceae.